AUGGCUACUAAAGACCCACGUUGCAAGCCGCAUCGCCGAGACUGGAAUGCCAUUGAAACUGAAUACAUUCAGGGCUACCUUGAUGAAACAGGAAGGCACUUAUUUCCUACCAAGGCUGAUAUACAGAAUAAAUAUAAUAUUACAAUGCAGGUAAUAACCAAGCGCGCCAAGGAAAAAAGCUGGGAUAGACGCAGGGAAGAGUUUCAGGCUGAGCUCCAAAAGAAGACUGCUGAAAGACUGAUGGCCGAAAUAGCUAACGGCGGCAAAGGGCUUAAUCUGAAUUUAUACAAGAUGGCAGCUGAUACUGUCUCCCGCUGUCAUUCGCUGCUACCAUACGCAGGCACAGGACAAGAGAUUAGGAACCUCAUAGGCGCAGCUAAAGACGCACAGGCUAUCGCUUCAGGAAUACUGCCUACUAAAACCCCAGAGGCUGACAUCAUGCAGAUUAACGUAAGGGGGGAUAUAAUGUCUCAGAUUGACAUUUCAAUUGACCCUGCUAUCAUUAACAAUGUUUACCUGUCUCAUGUGGAUGAUGAACACAGGUAUCAGAUAUUCUAUGGUGGCUCCUCAUCUGGCAAGUCUUACUUCCUGGCACAGAGACUGGUCAUAGACAUGCUGCGUGGCGGGCACAACUACCUCUGUUGUCGUAAGGUCGCUAGAACUGUACGUAAAUCUUUGUGGAACGAGAUACAGAAGGCGCUCAGCUUCUUUAAUGUCUCCCACCUAUUCAAGUCCAAUGCCUCUGAACUUGUCAUUACUGGUCCGAAUGGCUGGCAGAUACUAUUUGUCGGUCUUGAUGAUGUAGAGAAAGUAAAAUCAAUCAGCCCAGCCAAGGGCGUUAUCACUGACAUAUGGGUGGAAGAAGCCACUGAAGCUGAGUAUUCUGACAUAAAGCAGCUGGAUAAGCGUCUACGUGGACAGUCAGUAGUGAAAAAACGACUCAUUCUCAGCUUCAACCCGAUAUACCAGCAGCAUUGGUUGUAUCAACAAUACUUCGCAGGACACUGGGCUGACGACUCAACCCGCUACGCUGAUGACACGCUUUCCAUUCUGAAGACAACAUACAAAGAUAAUGGCUUCCUCAUGGAAGAUGAUAUUCAUGCAUUGGAGUCAGAGUCUGACCCUUACUGGUACUCAGUCUAUGCAUUAGGUAACUGGGGUAUUCUGGGCCACGCGAUAUUCCACAAUUGGACUACCUCAGAUCUGUCUGACACUGAGUUUGACAGCUAUGUCUAUGGUCUUGACUGGGGGUUCAGUAAUGACCCAACCGCUAUUGUACAAUUACAUUAUGAGCGCAGGACUCAUACCCUAUACAUCAAGUUAGCUGAAUAUCUUCAUGGCUACACAAACGAUUUAAUAGCUGCAGAGGUGAAGAAACUGAAUCCAGAUCUUAUUAUCUGUGACUCCUCAGAACCCAAGUCAAUAGCUGAAUUGAAGAGACAUGGUUUGUGUGCAAUACCUGCUACUAAAGGGCCCGACUCUGUUAUGUACGGCAUAAAGUGGCUAUCCAAACAGCGCAUUGUCAUAGAUGCCUCCCUUCGUGACGCCAUAGCCGAGUUCACUACGUACAAGUGGCUGCAGGACAAAGAUGGUAAAGCACUUCCUAAACCGGAGGAUAAGAACAAUCACUGUUUGACUGGCGACACUCUGGUGCAUACCACAAACGGUAUUCUACCUAUAAGAGAGCUGGUAGGUACUACUGGUAAAGUCUACUGUUAUAAUGAAGAAAAGAAAUGUAUGACCACCUCUAAAUACAGGGAUUGCAGGCUCACACAAAAAGAAGCCCCUAUACUUCAAAUAGAGCUUGAAGAUGGGCGCGUGUUAAAAGCCACUGCUGAACACCCUGUGUAUACUCAGCGUGGUUGGGUUACUGUAGGGGAACUCACAGAAAAUGAUUCCAUUUUAAAGCUAGAGUCUAUUAAUACACAGCUGUUAAGGGUGACAGAGAUUAAGCCUGCUGGUGUAGAGGAUGUUUUCAAUCUGGAGGUUGACUGCUAUCACAACUUCUGUGUGAAUGGCGGGUUAGUAGUCCACAACUGCAUCGACGCUAUCCGCUAUGCCUGCCAGUAUUUAAUGACUGAGCCUGACGAACCUGACCAGACCUUGAAUCAAGUAUCAUGGCCAAAGGCAGGCGCACUGUAA
Cylicocyclus nassatus is the source of this 2142-nucleotide messenger RNA. The record is from the annotation of a GenBank genome assembly. NCBI's taxonomy places the organism in Eukaryota, Metazoa, Nematoda, Chromadorea, Rhabditida, Strongylidae.